Molecule: messenger RNA, 1017 nt
Organism: Dacryopinax primogenitus
Lineage: Eukaryota; Fungi; Basidiomycota; Dacrymycetes; Dacrymycetales; Dacrymycetaceae
Product: ATP adenylyltransferase
Exons: 5
Coding region: 1-1017 (338 amino acids)
Biological process (GO): nucleotide metabolic process
Molecular function (GO): ATP:ADP adenylyltransferase activity; ATP binding
Source: RefSeq, a predicted model, not a curated record
AUGCCAACGUACACCGCUGAAGAGCUCGUCAAGCGUGUUCCGUCUUGCACCAAGGAAGCGUCAGAGUCUGGCGAUCUGCUGUACUUCCCCUCCGACCAGUACACGUACGAGGAGAAUGGAAUCGCUUUCCGCAUCAGGCAUUGUCCCGCUCUCCUGCACAAGCCGGUGUUGCCAAUUCCGGACUUUACCCAAUCACCCGUCGAGAAGAAGGACCCAUUCGCACCCCCCUAUGUAGAGAAAUUAGUCAUAGGUGCGCUUGAUGGAGGUGAGGGUGAGUCGCAGUAUGUAGCCCUGUUGAACAAGUACAGUGUGGUGCCGAAUCAUUUCUUGCUGGUAACCAAGGAGUAUGAAUCCCAGGGCACUCCACCAUCGCCAGGAGACCUUGUAGCCACAUACAGCCUGUUGCAGGCAGCUCAUCGAGUUGGACGGGAGAUCUUCGCAUUCUACAACUGUGGCGAGCAGAGUGGAGCAAGUCAACAUCACAAGCAUCUGCAAUUCCUUUCGGAGGAGGAGGACGGGUUAACCGAAGGCCCGCCAAUAGAAAGGCUUGCGCAUGCAGCUCAUGUUCUAGAUGAAACAAGACCGUUCGCCCUCUCACAACUUCCUUACGCUCAUUAUGUCUAUCGGCUACCGUCGUCUGCAGCAUCAUCACAACCCCAAGAUCUCGAACACAUAUUAUCGAGAGGGUUCAUCCACCUCCUAGAUCUCGUGUUUGACACGCUGAGGCGACAACCGGAGCCCACGUAUGGUUCAGUGUCAUACAAUGUGCUCAUCACACUGCGUCACAUACACAUUAUACCUCGAAUGCGAGAGACCCACAAGCUGCGGGAGACGGGAGACGAGCUCAGCAUCAAUGCGCUCGGCUUUGCUGGGAUGCUUCUUGUGAAGAGUGAGAGGGAGCUGGAUGCAGUGAGGAAGGAGGGUGUGAGUGUCAUACUAAGAGGAGUGGGGUGUGCACCGAUCCGCGAUGCCGAACUCGCUCCUCAGAUCACAGAGCCGGCCGAGGAGGCCUCAUAG